Molecule: messenger RNA, 625 nt
Organism: Polypterus senegalus (gray bichir)
Lineage: Eukaryota; Metazoa; Chordata; Cladistia; Polypteriformes; Polypteridae
Gene: itpa
Product: inosine triphosphatase (nucleoside triphosphate pyrophosphatase)
Exons: 8
Coding region: 20-598 (192 amino acids)
Biological process (GO): nucleoside triphosphate catabolic process
Cellular component (GO): cytoplasm
Molecular function (GO): nucleoside triphosphate diphosphatase activity
Source: RefSeq, a predicted model, not a curated record
GGUCCAUUGGUCUGCAGCUAUGGCGGCGCCGGCGAACCGCAGUGUGGUGUUUGUGACGGGCAACAGCAAGAAACUGGAAGAGGUGGUUCAGAUCUUAGGAAGCAAGUUCCCGUACACGUUGGUGCCAAGGAAGAUUGACUUGCCAGAGUACCAGGGGGAGCCGGAUGAGAUCUCCAUUCAGAAGUGCCAGGAGGCAGCGCGACAGGUGGAUGGGCCCGUCAUCGUCGAGGAUACCUGCCUGUGCUUCAACGCUUUGGGGGGGCUGCCCGGCCCCUACAUCAAGUGGUUUUUGGACAAACUGAAACCCGAAGGUCUCUACAAGCUGCUGGCCGGCUUUGAGGACAAGAGCGCCUUGGCACUUUGCACGUUUGCCUACAGCUCAGGAAGGGCAGCGCCAGUGCUACUCUUUAGGGGAGUGACUGAGGGCCGCAUCGUGGAGCCUCGUGGGCCGCGGGACUUCGGCUGGGACCCCUGCUUCCUGCCAGAUGGAUUUGAGCAGACGUACGCCGAGAUGCCCAAAGAGCAGAAGAACCAGAUCUCUCACAGGUACAGAGCCCUAAAGGCCAUGGCCGAGCACUUUGGUGCCACAGAGGUCUGACCACCUAAUAAACGGCUUGAAGCUUCA